This is a messenger RNA of Ceratosolen solmsi marchali, 721 nucleotides long. RefSeq names its product trypsin-like. The transcript is spliced from 4 exons. Bases 26 to 721 code for a protein of 231 amino acids. Gene Ontology annotation, biological process: proteolysis. NCBI's taxonomy places the organism in Eukaryota, Metazoa, Arthropoda, Insecta, Hymenoptera, Agaonidae. The record is from RefSeq and is a predicted model, not a curated record. Gene Ontology annotation, molecular function: serine-type endopeptidase activity.
UGGCCAAAAAAUCAUUCUCUUUAAUAUGAGUAGUUUUAACAGAUGGUUUGAUAUUUUAUCUAUUUUAAUCAAAUUUGCAAUAUUUGCUAAUCUCUGUAAUUUUUUAAAUGUAAACGCUCUUGUUGGACAAAAUGUUCGACCAGCGGAAGAGCAUGAAUUUCCUUACGUCGUUGCAAUAAUGAAAGUUCCCAAACGAGGUCCUCAACUUCCAAAACAUGAAAUCUGCACAGGAACGCUAAUCUCACUACAAGAUGUUUUAACUGCCGAGCACUGUAUAGUAGAUUAUUGUCCAUUAGGCAUCGAAAUAAUCGUUGAUUCUAUCGAUUUAUUACUUGGUAAAAAAUACUUUCCAUUAUGGUGGAUGACUUAUAAUCAAUGGGCUACAAAUAAUAAUAUGAGACUCGUAUUGUCAGCAAAUGAUAUUGCAAUCAUUAAGCUAACCGAUAAUGUACCUAAUCAUAUUAGAUUGGCAAUUAUUGCAACAACUUUUGAGAAAAGUAUGUUUGGAUCAAAUGUUCAAAUAAUGGGCUGGGGUAAGACAAACGAUGGUUGUAUCCCUAGAAACUUGCAAACUGCCACUUUAAAACUUAUAACAAACAAGGUAUGCCAAAAUAUAAUAUUAAGAUUGACCGGAGAUAAUCAUCUAAUACACAAAAGACGCUUGUGUACAGUUUCAGAGCCAUAUAUAUUAAUGGAUAGUGAUAACCCCAAGGAUCAAUGA